AUGUCCUCGCUGCUGUCCCGGACCAAGCCCGCAGUGUCGGGUUCAGCGUCGGGCAGCGCCGAUGGCUUGAAGCCCGAACGUCAGCGGGAGCAGAAGUCGGCCGAGUCCCGACUGCCCACCCUGGAGGAGUUCCUCGAGAAGCGUGACUUCACGGGAGCCAUGGCCCUGCUCGAAUUCACCGGUACUUCUUCGUCUUCGUCCCAGUCGUCACGCCUGGAAGCUGCCCUGUGGACGGCCUACUGCGCCUUCCACCUGGGUCAGCACCGGCAGGCGAUGCGCAUCUACCAGGAGCUGAUGGCUGACAAGUCGAUGCCGCCUCCCUUGGACGUCUGGAGCUACCUGGCGUGCUGUCAGUUCCACCUGGGUCUGUACCGCGAGGCCGAGGCGUCUGUGCUGAAGGGCCCCAAGAACCAGCUGCAGAGCAGGCUGCUCUUCCACCUGGCCCACAAGGCCGGAGACGAGAAGCGCCUCAUGGCGCUGCACCAGAGCCUGCAGGACAUACUCGAGGACCAGCUAUCGCUAGCAUCUAUUCACUACCUCAGAGCGCACUACCAAGAGGCGAUAGACAUCUACAAGCGAAUUCUCCUCGAAAACAGGGACUUCCUGGCGCUGAACGUGUACGUUGCCCUGUGCUACUACAAGCUCGAUUACUACGACGUGUCGCAGGAAGUGCUAGCGGUGUACCUGCAAAACUUCCCGGACAGUGCGACGGCAAUCAAUCUGAAGGCGUGUAACCACUUCCGGCUCUACAACGGGAAAGCCGCUGAGGCGGAGCUGAAAAGCCUGCGGGAAAGGGCGUCGCCAACCUUCACGUACGCCCAAGACCUCAUCAAGCAUAACCUGGUGGUGUUCCGCGGCGGCGAAGGUGCGCUGCAGGUGUUACCAGGCUUGGUGGGCGCCAUUCCCGAGGCACGCCUCAACCUCGUCAUUUACUACCUCAAACAGGACAACAUCAAGGAGGCGCACAACCUGAUCAAGGACCUGGAGCCCACCGUGCCGCACGAAUACAUACUCAAGGGAGUAGUCAACGCAGCCAUCGGGCAGGCUCAAGGAUCGCGGGAACACUUGAAGAUAGCGCAGCAGUUCUUCCAGCUUGUCGGUGGGUCGGCCAGCGAAUGCGACACUAUACCGGGUCGCCAGUGCAUGGCGUCCUGUUUCUUUCUGCUCAAGCAGUUCGAUGACGUCCUGCUCUACCUGAACUCUAUCAAGAGUUACUUCUACAAUGACGACACAUUCAACUUUAACUAUGCCCAGGCAAAGGCUGCUACCAAAAACUUCAAGGAAGCUGAGGAGGUGUUCUUGAUGAUUCAGAGUGAGAAGAUAAAGUCAAGCUAUAUCUACCAAAGCUGGUUGACACGGUGCUACAUCAUGAACGGCAAGCCUCAGCAGGCGUGGGAACUCUACCAGAGCAUGGACACCUCGAGUGAGUCGUUCAGUCUGCUGCAGCUGCUGGCCAACGACUGCUACAAGAUGGGCCACUUCCUGUACGCUGCACGCGGCUUCGACCUUCUGGAGAAGAUUGACGCCAACCCGGAAUACUGGGAGGGCAAGAGGGGAGCCUGCGUGGGAACAUUCCAAAGGGUGAUUGCCGGCAAGGAUGAGCCGGAAUGCCUGCGGGAGAUCGUGGAGAUGCUGAAGUCCGAGAGCCACUCGCAGGCCGAGUCCAUCAGCAAAGUGAUACGCGGGUGGUGCAAGGAAAAGAAGAUUGCGCUCUCUUGA
This is a messenger RNA of Rhipicephalus microplus (southern cattle tick), 1719 nucleotides long. It is a transcript of the gene Ttc26, whose product is annotated as tetratricopeptide repeat domain 26. Gene Ontology annotation, biological process: intraciliary transport involved in cilium assembly; intraciliary anterograde transport. Gene Ontology annotation, molecular function: intraciliary transport particle B binding; protein binding. The record is from RefSeq and is a predicted model, not a curated record. Gene Ontology annotation, cellular component: ciliary basal body; ciliary base; intraciliary transport particle B. Lineage: Eukaryota; Metazoa; Arthropoda; Arachnida; Ixodida; Ixodidae.